Molecule: messenger RNA, 1392 nt
Organism: Acanthisitta chloris (rifleman)
Lineage: Eukaryota; Metazoa; Chordata; Aves; Passeriformes; Acanthisittidae
Gene: PEX7
Product: peroxisomal biogenesis factor 7
Exons: 9
Biological process (GO): protein import into peroxisome matrix
Cellular component (GO): cytosol; peroxisomal matrix
Molecular function (GO): protein binding
Source: RefSeq, a predicted model, not a curated record
GUUGUGGAACUUUGGCGGUGCUGGAAGAAAAUGAAACUGGGAUUGUUCUUCUCAGGAGCUUUGACUGGAAUGAUGGCCUGUUUGAUGUGACCUGGAGUGAGAAUAAUGAACAUGUGUUGAUCACUUCUAGCGGAGAUGGAUCUCUGCAAAUCUGGGAUACAGCUAAAACCAAAGGUCCACUGCAAGUCUAUAAGGAGCACACUCAGGAGGCAUACAGUGUUGACUGGAGCCAAACUAGAGGAGAGCAACUAGUGGUGUCUGGUUCAUGGGAUCAAACAGCCAAGCUGUGGGAUCCAGCUGUGGGGAAGUCAUUAUGCACUUUUAAAGGCCACGAAGGGGUUAUUUACAGCACUAUAUGGUCUCCACACAUCCCAGGUUGUUUUGCUUCUGCCUCAGGUGAUCAGACUUUAAGAGUUUGGGAUGUGAAAGCCCCAGGAGUCAAAUUUGUGAUACCAGCCCACCAGGCUGAGAUCUUGAGCUGUGACUGGUGCAAAUAUGAUGAGAACUUGCUGGUAACUGGUGCAGUUGACUGUAGCUUGAAAGGCUGGGAUUUACGGAACAUCCGGCAACCAGUGUUCGUCUUGCUUGGUCAUACCUAUGCUAUCAGAAGAGUAAAAUUUUCACCAUUCCAUGCAACCUUAUUGGCCUCCUGCUCCUAUGAUUUUACUGUGAGAUUUUGGGACUUUUCCAGGCCUAAUCCUUUGCUGGAAACAGUUGAGCAUCAUACUGAAUUUACAUGUGGACUGGAUUUAAGUCUUCACAACCAUGGUCAGGUGGUGGACUGUGCUUGGGAUGAACUAGUCAAGAUCUAUACUCCAUCGUGUCUGGCAGUUCCUGCUUAGAGGAAAAGUGAAGAUGAUCUGACAGACCAGGAACCUUUCUCUCUUCCCCCACAACCAGACUUGUGCUAAAGUGUCAACUGUGUCACUAAUCUUAGUGUCCGUUUUUAAGAAAAGCUGCUUGAAUGAAGUGUCGUGAACUUAAACAUGUGGAGAUUUUAGGGUUUGGUUUACUGUACAGGUAGUACUUGAACUAGCAAAAUGUUCAACAGCUACUGCGUGGCUGAAGAGUGGCCAUAGCAGAUACAAGUAGUGUCAUCGAGUCCAGUCACCAACAGGAUUUUGUGAUCUGUCUGGCUAAUGAUGAGAGCAGAGGCCUGAAUCUUGUUCCUUACAAAGAAUAAAAGUAACUGGCAGGGUAUUUGGAGAUAAUGUCACUGUAGAGAAGAGAAGAGCAAUGCUUUUCACUGUAAAGAACUGUAGUGACAACUGAGGUUUGUAUCACUCAAAUGCAUUUAUAUUUAUAUGUUUUGCCGUGACUCACGUUGCAUUAUUUUCUUGUGCAAUAUGACAGAUACUCUUGAUCGACAGUAAAUGUCAUAGUUUAUAGCCA